Rana temporaria (common frog) is the source of this 1332-nucleotide messenger RNA. RefSeq names its product thrombopoietin (gene THPO). Lineage: Eukaryota; Metazoa; Chordata; Amphibia; Anura; Ranidae. Gene Ontology annotation, cellular component: extracellular region. Bases 557 to 1123 code for a protein of 188 amino acids. The transcript has 4 exons. Gene Ontology annotation, biological process: cell population proliferation. Gene Ontology annotation, molecular function: hormone activity; cytokine activity. The record is from RefSeq and is a predicted model, not a curated record.
AUAUCUGCAGCAAAAGGUGCACCUGUAAGUUGCAUUUUGCAACAAUAGAAGAAUUCAGUAAAUUUAUUGCCAAGUUUUCUUUUCUCCUUCCGUUCCUCCCCCAUGUCUUGACAACAGGAAUGUCUCUGAGAUAAGUGCUCUGUCACACAUAGGACCAUUUUUUCAUUUUGCCCAGUGCCCUGAAAUCUCUCAGAACAACAGGAUGUGGAUGUUUCUGGUCCCUGGCAAGGAGUGGAGAUCAUGUUUGCUCUUUUUCUUUUUUCUACAUUAGACACAGAUUCUGAGACACCAGUCUAUUUCUAAUCAUCUUUUGUAACCUUGUAGUUGUCGAAAUUAUCAUUUUAAGUUUCUUCAGUCUUAUGUAAUUGGACCAUUUGUGACCACUGUAGUCUAAUCAAGCCUCUUCAAUGUCUCAAUUCUGCCCAUAAUUCCCAUCUUCCACAUUCACUGUCUUUAUCUAUAUCAAUUCUUUGCUUGCUGUAUAAAUGGACCUGGAUCAUGGAUAUAUGUUCUUCCAACAACACCACAAUGGAAACCAUAUAGGAGCUGGCUGGGGAUGGAUAUAAAUAGAAUUUAUCUUCUGAUUAUACUCGUUCUGAGCCCUGACAUGAGCAGGAUGACGUCAAGAAUAUUGUGUGACCAGCGGAUCAUACUUGUCUAUGUGAACCGCACCAAGACUAUGGAAGGCAUGGUGGCUCAGUGCACAGAACAAACCACAUUACUAGUUCCAAUUACUCUUCCAAGUGUUGAAGUCAGAAUUACAGAAUGGCAGAAUAUGACGGCAGCUCAACAGGGGACUAAGGUCGUCUCACACCUGAAACAUAUUCUGAAUGUCACACAAAAUUUGAAUACUACAGAGUGUUUUUCCAAACAGCUAAAGAAACUUAGGCAUAGUGUAAGAGAAAUUCAAGGCCUUGUACAUAAAGCAUGGAGGUAUGCAAACAACAACACUCAUCUUAACCCUGAAGCAAACAAUGGUUCGCACCAUUUGGCAAUCAGCAACUCUUCUGACAUCACGGACAUCUUUCAAAGGUUUUCCAAACUUCUUCAGGGUAAAGUGACCUUUCUUAUGCAGACCCUAAGAAAAGGCAACUGCAGAGGAUUCCUAGCGAACCAUUUAUAACACUGGUACCUGGAUAUACCUACGAAAUCUGCAGACUGGAACUAGCAUAAGGACACAAUUGCAUCUGCUCAUGACUAUUCUUACUUACACCAUCAACUGCAACUGUUGACUGAAUCCAGCCACGCAGUUCAACCUCAAGCUAGUAAUAUUGUCUUCAAGGAACCUUAAAUUACCGUAUUCAUCGGCGUAUAACAUGCACCCUAACUUUA